AUGACUUUCAAACGGUUCAUGAGCUUGACAGCAAUGGCGUUCCUCUGGACGGGUUCUCAGAUUCCGGUCUAUCUAUUCGGUGCUAUACCACCAUACAUCUACGGCGAUAUUGGUGGCGUUGAUAGAUGGAUCUGGUUUGUGCUCGGCAAUCUUCUGGCCCUGGCUGGCGUCUGCCCGUUUGUCGGAUCCCUCUCUGAUCUAGUCGGUCGUCGUUAUACUGCUCUACUCGGCGGUGUCUUGCUCUGCAUUGGGACUGUCGUUGCUACGACGGCGCACACUAUGAACACAUUCAUCGGUGGUACAACCAUUGCUGGAGCUGGCGCAGGCGUUUGUGAGCUUACGGCUCUUGCUGUAACGUCCGAACUUGCGCCCACCCGGAAGCGAGGCAAAUAUGUGUCGAUCCUGAUCUUCACCAUUAUCCCCUUCGUCCCGUCUGGUCUAUACGCCCAGCUAAUUGCUGCUCAUGCUGGCUGGCGCUAUUGUGGUAUCAUCAUCUGCACCUGGUGUGGAAUUGGCACCAUCUGCACCGCCAUUUUCUACUUUCCACCACCCAGACCAAACUCCAAGGGCAAGUCACGAAGCGAAGUCAUCAAGGAGAUCGAUUUUGUGGGUGGCUUCCUCUCUAUUGCCGGCAUGGUACUCUUCAUGGCUGGUAUGCAAUGGGGUGGCUAUCAAUAUCCUUGGGGAUCUGCCCACGUCCUUGCUCCGCUAAUACUUGGGGCUGCUAUGCUGGUUGCCUUUGGUUUAUGGGAAGCCUACGGUGCUAAAUAUCCCAUGUUCCCGUCGCGACUCAAGCAGGAUCCGCGCAUUCUAUCUUUGACCCUACUUAUCACCUUCAUCAGUGGAGCCAACUUUUUCGGUUUCCUGAUGUUUUGGCCAACGCAGUCAUUCAACGUCUACGGUCAUGAUCCCGUACAGGUUGGUCUUCGAGUCUUGCCUGGAGGUAUGGCCAUCUUGGUCGGCGCAUGCGUGGUGCUUUGGCUCUUGAGCGUGUUCCGCGGCCGCAACAAAGAGCUCAUGAUCAUCUCUUGCGUCUUGAUGACUUCAGGCACGGCUGCACUUGCAUGUGCUACUCGCGACAACAUGGACAAACUCUGGGGCCUCCUCAUCCUGGGUGGUCUCGGUAUUGGUGGUAUCGUUGUACCGGCCUCGAUCAUCACCACCAUCAUCUGUCCAGACGAUCUCAUCGCAACAGUGUCCGCUCUGACCCUCUCCAUCCGUGUGAUCGGUGGCAGCGUUGGCUACUGUAUCUACUACAACGUCUUCGUCUCCAAGUUCAAGAUUUACGCCCCGAAAUUGAUCGGUGGUACCAUGUUUCAGCUGGGAAUCACAAACAUCACAUACAUCACCGAGGCUGUCGAAUUGACUGGCGCCAGCUUGCUCGAAAACAUCAGGGAGAUCCCCGGUCUUGCAGGUAACGAAACUGCUUACAAUAUGGUGAUCCGUGCAGGUCAAGUGGCAUACGCUGAGAGCUACAAAUACGUCUACCUUGCUUCCAUCGCUGCUGGCAGCAUCAGUAUUAUCGCUGCGUGCUUCCUCGGCGACAUUAACAAGUACAUGGAUGACCAUGUGGCUGUCGUUAUUCAUUGA
Molecule: messenger RNA, 1590 nt
Organism: Cyphellophora europaea CBS 101466
Lineage: Eukaryota; Fungi; Ascomycota; Eurotiomycetes; Chaetothyriales; Cyphellophoraceae
Exons: 6
Coding region: 1-1590 (529 amino acids)
Biological process (GO): transmembrane transport
Molecular function (GO): transmembrane transporter activity
Source: RefSeq, a predicted model, not a curated record